Messenger RNA from Nilaparvata lugens (brown planthopper), 444 nucleotides. Its product is annotated as E3 ubiquitin-protein ligase HUWE1-like. The transcript has 2 exons. The record is from RefSeq and is a predicted model, not a curated record. Bases 16 to 429 code for a protein of 137 amino acids. Lineage: Eukaryota; Metazoa; Arthropoda; Insecta; Hemiptera; Delphacidae.
ACUUUAUAUUGUAUAAUGCUUUUUCAUCGCAAAUCUCAAGAGUUGAGCAGCGGUGGAUCCACACAGCAGCAGCAACUGGAAAGUCAGGCUAGUAGUCAGCUUACUGACAUUCCCGAAGGAGUAGAUCCUUCAUUCUUGGAGGCAUUGCCGGAAGAUAUGAGAGCGGAAGUCAUUCAAGAACACUUGAGAUUGCAACGAAUGAGCGCACGCAGUAGCAAUGGCGCGGGAGAAGCGAGCACCAGCGGUGCAGCAAGUUUGGCCAUUCUGGAAGUGAACGCCGACUUCCUCAACGCUCUGCCUCCAAACAUCCAAGCCGAAGUGCUCGCUCAACAGCGUUUGGAGCAGCAACGCCAAGCGGCCGCUGCAGCCAAUCCCAACGAACCUAUGGAUCCAGCUGCAUUUUUCGAGGUAGUAACUCGUAUUAUUUGAUUUUAUUUAAUAAUC